ACUGCGGUCGCCUUAAUUCGGUUGUUUUCAUUCUGUUGUUUUUGUUCUUCAGAGCAGCAGUGUGACUUUCAGCGCGGAGACUCUCUACAGCUACAGCUUCACCUACAGACCAGUUUACUGCUUUAUUCUCACUGUUUAUUAUUUGUACUCUUUAUAAUUACUCAUUAAUAACUGUUUUAUCUCUAUUUUAUUCUUAUUAACUGUGUUUUUCGCUUUUCUCUUUUCUUUUUUUAAUAGGUUACAGCAGCCGGUGAGGGACACCGCCACCCCGCGGUCGAACAUGGUGUCUCCGAGCAGAGUCUGCCCCCUGGGGGUGGGUACUGACCGCUCGGGGAACUCCACCACCCGUCCCCCGGCUUUUGGCUGCCGAAAGGCUUGGGGGAAAUGCAGCAAACGCACGGUGCCCACCUCCCAUCCAGAGCCUGCAGCAAUCCCCAGCAGCCAACCCCCCACCGUCACGACCCCACCCUUCCCUCGGUACACACACUGUAACGUUCUGGUGCCGAUCGCUGUGGCAGAGCUUACCCAGAAGCUGGACUUUGUUGGACCAGAGCCUGAGCUCAUCCCAGGUCCAGCUGCACAGGCUUUGGCCGACCCUGUCUGGGAGGUGGAGGACCUUGACGAUGAGGUGGAGAUGUCGAAGGAGGAGUCAGACGUCUCUUCCGUUUCCUCUUCGUCAUUUUUUUCGGAUUCAGACGUCUACACUUCACCUUUUUCUUCUUGCUCAGAAUCUUCAGUGGAGGACCUCACCACCACCGUCUUCCCACCAGAGCUAACCGGCCAGGGAGUCACUGCACCUUCACCCACCAUCAGAACACAGAGCAGAUCCCUGAAAAUACUCACCACCAACUUUUGGACCUCUGUGUUUUCUCGUUUCAGGUCCCGUGCUCGAGUCUCGGUGCUGGUUGGGGAGGCGGACCCAGGUCUGGAGGCGGAGCCGGCUGCACAGGAUGUGCAGGACCUGGAAGAGCGAAGGGACGCGGUGGAGACCCCUCCCAAAAGAAAGGGAGGAAGGAGGAAGCUGUUCCUGAGCUGCUUCAGGGGGUCAGAGAGGGACUAAUUAGAUUGAUAGAUUUAAAUAUUCAUACUUUUUAAUUAGAUUGAUAGAUUUAAAUAUUUAUAAGUUUUAAUUAGAUUAAUAGAUUUAUAUAUGUAUACCUAUUAAUUAUAUAUAUUGAUUGAAGAUAUAUUGUUGUAUUUAUAGCCAUUAAUUAGAUUGAUUGGAGAUAUAUUACUAUAUUUAUAGCCAUUAAUUAGAUUGAUUGGAGAUAUAUUACUAUAUUUAUAGCCAUUAAUUAGAUUGAUUGGAGAUAUAUUAUUACAUUUAUAGUAGGCAUUAAUUAGAUUGAUUGGAGAUAUAUUAUUACAUUUAUAGCCAUUGAUUAGAUUGAUUAUAGAUAUAUUAUUAUAUUUAUAGUAGGCAUUCAUUAGAUUGAUUGUAUAUAUUUUAUUAUUAUAUUUAUAAUAGGCAUUCAUUAUAUUGAUUGUAUAUAUAUUAUUACUAUAUUUAUAGCCAUUAAUUAGAUUGAUUGUAGAUAUAUUAUUACAUUUAUAGUAGGCAUUAAUUAGAUUGAUUGGAGAUAUAUUACUAUAUUUAUAGCCA
Astyanax mexicanus (Mexican tetra) is the source of this 1603-nucleotide messenger RNA. RefSeq lists its product as uncharacterized. The record is from RefSeq and is a predicted model, not a curated record. NCBI's taxonomy places the organism in Eukaryota, Metazoa, Chordata, Actinopteri, Characiformes, Acestrorhamphidae. The transcript has 9 exons. The coding region runs from base 281 to 1060 and encodes 259 amino acids.